UCCAUCCGUCUCCACAGGCACUGUACUGGGAGGGGAGCGUGUGCUUUUUCUUAGCAUACUAGCUUACAGUGGUAUGGCACGGCGCUGCCUCUCGGCAAACUCGUCCCGGCAAAGGAGGUAGAGAAGCAACAAUGUGAAGAGGUGUAUAUUAUGAAGUAGACAAGUAAAGGAGUGCUUCUUCCAGAGUCAAUAUGUGCAGAGUGUCCACAUCUUGAUUUUUAUAUCGGGAGACACUAGUCCUACCUCUGUCUGGGAUUCUGCCAAAGAACAUCAAGAAGAAGUGGCUGGACUGUAGCUGAGUCAUGCAUUAAGAGGUACGAAGUUUGGGUACAAACAUUGUAAGCAUAUCAUGGUAAGUCACAGUAAGCCAUUGCCAUAACUACCUAACAUAAUUACACAAGACCAAUAUAUUGCUUUCUGCUUUGGAAAUUGCCACAGGUUUGCUAUAGGGUUUUCUUGCCCACCUGAAGUUUUCAGAUGAGUUUUAUUUCUGCUUGUUAGCAUUCAUACAAGCAAGACAGCUACUUAAUUUCAGUGGACUGUGUGGAGAGGAGUAGGUAGGAGAACAGAUAGACAAUAGGUGGGAGUCUACUGCUGAAUUCUUUACAGGUCCUUAUAUAUUUGUAAUGUUUCCAAUGCUUCAUAAACUGAAGGAUUUUCUACAGUUCUGAAAUGUAGAGUAUGUGUGACUUGCUGAGUAGCUGGGCCUGCAGCAUAAGAAUUUGUUGCACUUACCAUUUGUAUUGUUUGUCACCCUUAUGGCCUCUCCUAAUUCUCAUCUUUCAUUCAGCUGAGGAUGACCGCAGGGAAUGUCUUUGGAAACUCAUCAGCAAUGCCGCACUUCAGAAUGUGUUCUGCCCAUCAAGAUUGGAACACCCUACCAGUACAGAAUUUCAAUUUAGCUCAAAGUACAAAGGGCUUAGGUUUAAAAUUGAAUUUAUAUAUGUAAGCCUUUUUAAUGUCUUCAUGACUAUGGUGAUUUACCUCAUAGAAUCUGCCAUGACUAAGCAGUUGGGGGGAAAUCGUGAAGGCCUAAGUGCUCCAUUUGGUAUGCCUUGAUGUCAGUGCGGUCAGGGAGCUUCCAGGUUUUUUUGACCGUAUCUCUUUUCUGGACUGUUGUUCUCUGAAGGUCUAUUUUUUUAAAUUAUAAAAUUGUGCCUGGCGAUAUACAGUGAAAUGAGUCUUAAAAGAUUCGUUCACACCCUAGCCUACGGAUUCUCUGCAUUGGCAGAUACAAUCCAAACGUCCUUUGGCAUUUUGUUCUGCUUGAGCCCAAAGCUUCAGUGGCUGGUAGCGUAUGCUUUAUUUCAAGACGUUUGUGUUAGAAGCUCUCAAGACAGGGACAAAAAUGACUGGUGAUAGCAUUUCUUAGCAAUACGUUUAUCUACAGGAAGCUAUCAAUCAUUGCCUUUGUUAACUCGUGUUAACCUGACUGCAAAGUGAUUUUAUACUGUGUGUGCUUAGUAAUGGAAGCAUGCAUUACAUGCUUGAAUGCGGUGAUUUUUAGGGGGAGUAAGAGAUCUGUGCCGUGGCAUAGGCCGCAGCAGUAACACCAAUAAAAGCUAGCAGCAGUCUUUCCCGGAGGAAGAUGUUUUUACCUUUUUUCGGCAACAGACUUCGGUGCAGACCGUUCGUAACGGCUGUUGCCGUGGCUGUUCCCCGGCAGGGCAGAAACAGGCCUGCUGCGGGUGCUCCGGCCCCUCCUCCUGCGGCAGCCUUUGCUCUCCUGCCCUGCGCCGUGACUGGCGGCACCCCUGCCCCGGGCCCAUCGGCAGUGCUCCCGGGCGGCGGGCAGCGGGCGCGGACCCGGCCGGGGUUCGUCGGUCCCUCGAGUGAGGCCGGGGGCGGGGCGGCGGGCGCGCGUGUUGCGGGCCGCUGCUAGGAUACGCGCGGCGGCAGGAGAGCCCGGAGGGGCAACGGCAGCCCAGGGAGGUGGGGCGGCCGCGGGAGCCUCUCCGGGCGGGCACCUUCGGCGGCCGGUUCUCUCGGCUGCUCGGGGAGGCCUUCGGACGGUCUCGUCAGAAAAGGCUUCCCCGGGGCCUCGAGCUCGGUUCGCAGAGCUGCCCCGCGUCUCGGAGUGAAGCUUGGAGCGGGGCGCGGCGGGAGGGGGCCGCGCCGCGCCGGGCUCGGCCGAGACGGCAUGGACCUGGCCGUCAGGGAGCGGCUGCUGGCGGCGGAGAGCCGCCGAGAUGUUCAGGCUCUGAAGAACGCUUAUGAGUUGAUCAAAUCAGCCAGUCAGGGAAAAUCUGCACUUGACUCAUCAGAUAACUUCAGCACGGACUUAUAUGUUUUAUGUGCUGAACAAGCAUUUCAGCUGGGAUAUCUGGAAAUGAGCAGUGACUGUCUACAGAUGUAUUUUAAAGCAAGAUUUCCUGUGAACCAGUUUCUUGGCAGAGCGUAUUUGUGCCAAGGCCAGUUGCACACUCCACUCUCUACAGAUAAUUUGGAAGAGUUUGAAAAGUUUGUGCUCUUUUUUAUGAAGGCGAUAGACUUUGCCAGCCAUGAUCGAAGAUAUUAUUUUCUGAUAUAUAAUGCCUCAGUUCUUUACUGGCAACUUGUGAGGCCAUAUCUUAAGCCUGGAUUCCGCUAUUGUCUUAUUCCCAGCCUUUCUCAGAUUGUUAAAGUGUUAAACCAAACUGAAGAGCAGGACAAUGAAUGGAGAGCAGAACUCAUGAUAAAUUUACUUGAGUGCUUCCUCGAUGCUUCAAAACUGAAAGAAGCAAAAGAGUUUUCAUCUACUGCAGCAAUCUUUAUUAAGGAAAAUGUUCCAGAUAAAUACUCUCAGAUAUUUUCUCUAAUGGUAUAUCACAAACUAAUGGAUAUUUCCCAGGUAGAGAAGGAAAUACAAAAUUCCAUCCAUUUUCUGGUUAUUUAUAAAAUGCAGAUGUUAAAAUUGCAGUGGGACACAAAUGAAUUUCCAAGUGAUGCCACCGCAAAUCUGAAUUCUUUAUAUGUACUUUUGAAACAAUAUGAUGUACCUCCAGCGUCUGUUCUCAGUGUGAAGAUUCCUUUGAUUCUGGAAUUAGCUCGUUUUUCUAUGAAAGUAAACUGCAUUAAGCUUGCAUAUGAUUGUAUACUUGAUUUGAAGAGAGCUGGGAUUACUGAGCAAGGGAAACUUAUUGAAAUAGAAUGCCUGGAAUGUGAAUAUGAAGUAAAAAAAAUCGGCACUAAAAUUGUGACAUAUACCAAAGGAGUCGUUGAGACUCAGCUGGAACUGAUUAAAAAUCUUGAGUUAACCUUAAAACAUGCAGUUCAGUUGGGAGAUCCUGAAGUGAUUCAGGUUGUUUCUGCAACCCAGUGGAAUCUGUGCUUACCACUACUACAACACAAUUUGCAUCAACAUGUGCGAAAGCCAUUGAUAUCUGUUGCUGAUGUCCUUGAAGAGAUUGACAGCAUGUUGACUUUGUUGCGUUGCCAAGUUCAUAUGGAAAUAGCUCGUAUUGAAGAAGAUGGGGAUAGAAUAGAGGCUGCUGUGGAACAUUUGCAAAAAGCUAUACAUCUAAACAACGGUGGGCAGUAUCAAGAACAUCUAAGAUUGAUUUUUAACCGUCUUCAUUUGCACACAAUGCUGUAUAAGUCACCUGAGCGUCUAGAGGAUCGGGCAGUAAUGAUGAUUGAACAGGCUAAAAGGGGAAAGCAGAAGGAUAAUGUGAGGAAAAAGAGGUCCCUUCUGGUAAAUGCAGGUCUUGCACUAGCUCCUGAUUCAUUUCAAAUAGUCCUUGACAGUGAAAAUGAAGCUAAAGUUUCCUCAGGUAAAAGUAGGAGUCAAAUAAGCUACCUCUGUGCAAAAGCACAACAUCAUAAUAAAAGCGUGGAGAAAGUUGAUGAACAUUUGGAACACUUAAGAAAUGAAGGUGACAGAGAGAGAAUUAUACUUUGGGCAGAUUUGGCAAAAGUUGCACGUAAACAAGAAGUAUGGGAUGUCUGCCGCGCAGCAUGCAGAUUUUGUCUCUUGUAUGAUGAUACUUUGUUUAGGAAGGUAACAAAAUCUAAAAAAACACAGAAGAAGAAAGCUAGUACAACUACGAUAGAUGAUGAUCAAUGUGACAGCUUACCAGGAGAAUCAUUGCUACCUGCUAAAUCCUUCUCUUUUGAAAGAGAUUUACUCAGAAUAUUAGCAGAAAUAAGAUUCAUUAAUGCAGAGGCAACUGUUCAUUUAUUAAGAUUGCAGGGAAUUGAACUGAAUGAUCAUGCUGUACCUCCAGAAGGUACAAGCCAGUAUCAUCCAGGAUAUGGUUCAUAUCUUCCCGAAAGUGAUCCAGAAUGGAAAACAUACAGUGUAUGGAUAGACUACUUAUCUCGGUAUGCUAUGGAAAACUUCCAACGUGCAGCCAAAAUAGGAGAAGAACUGAAUGAAGCCUGGAUCGUUCACAAUGCUGUGGUGUAUAUCUUAAACUACAAUAGACAUCUUAUCUCUUCAGGAAGACAGAGGGAAAUCAUUGAGUAUCUGCAGACUCUUCUUGGAGCCAUGAAGACUGUUGGGCACAAUGGAAGUACUGUGAUUUUAUUGAUGUUAUGUAAUGCAUUGGCUCGGGGCUUAAUUCUUUGUUGGAUUCCAAAGCCAAAACUUGCUGAGGAAAAAAAAAAAGAUGCUGCAGCAAAAAAACAUGAAAAAGCAAAUGUCAUCCAGCCUUUUUCAGUAGAUCCCAGUGGACUUCCUGAUAUCAAAGCUGCCUUAGAGAUUUGUGAAUUUGCCCUAAAUGUGACAACUGGAACCAUACCUGCUGAAACAGUACCUGUUGCUGCACAACAACAGAUCAUUGCUACGUGGGUGAAAGCAAAACAGUUAAAUCAGCAGCAGAUCAGCUGUAAACUUGGAACUGAGGAGGAGAAUAAUGAUGAAGCACAAAAUCCUAUGGCAAGAAUUCUUGUUGGUCUAGAAAUGUAUUCAUGUAAUGGCUUGGGUCUCAUGGAUUUCACUGUUCCUAGCUUACCUCAGUUAGUGAAAUUGGCUUUAGAAUGCAGUUGGUCAGAUUCCUUAGUGGAAUUGCAGACGCUGACACGACUAACAUAUUUUGCAUAUGUAUCACAUGACUAUGAAAUAGUGAUGACUUGUUCUAAAAGGAUCUUGCAAUCAGAUGAGAAUUUUUUCCACAACAGAGAUACUAAAAAAUAUGAAAUGCCUGGUAACAGACUGAGACAAGAAAUGUUAAGCACUACUGCCUGUAUACAAGGAAAGAGUAUAAUGGAAAAUUUGUCUGGAAGAAAACAUUUGCGUGUAGCAGCAUCAAAAGCCUUUGUUCUGAGUGCCAGGUACGCAGGUGAAGCCGGAAAUUAUUCCCUUGUAAUGUUUGCAGCUAGACACUUUUGGAAUACAUGUUUACCUUUGCUACAUUCUCCACAUGACAGAGAGCAUUUUGAAGAACCUACAGAAACAAUUCUUAAGAGCAUAAUUAAAGCAGAAUCUAAAAAUAAACAGGAGAAGAAAGAUAUGUUGCCUUUACAUCAGUGGAUUACAAAGGAUUUUCAAAGUAUUGGGUUUUCAGUUGAAUGCUGUCUCCCAGGUGCUGAGGAAGAUCUGACACUAAGAACCUCCUUAUAUGUGUUAUUAUUCCACAUACAUGCUGAUAAAGCUGAUUGGGAGACAGCACUAAAAGUCCUGGAUGAAGCUAUUCAAGUUUUGCCUCAGACAAGACACAGGCUCCUGAUUUUUAAACAUAUGGCUACAGCGAAGGCAAGAUUGGGAUGCAAUUUUCUGAUGGACAUUCAGAAGUUCAGAGAUGAAAGUGAAGAUUAUUUGUCACAUCUGUGGCGCCGUUUGGUAACAGUCUCCAGAAGUAUUGUUGGACAGUUAAGCUGUUUUCAAAAUGCAGUCAUUGCUUUACAGAAACAAGAAAAUGAAUGGCAGAAAGUUGAUUAUCUGCUGGAAUUUGCUGAAUGGUUAUAUUGUAAACAGUUUCCCCUCAAUGAUGUCAUUAAACCUCUGGACUUGGCAGUAGAUCUCUUGCUAUAUAGAAAAUUUUCCAUGCAAUCCUCACAAGCAGAAGACGAGACAGAUCAGACAAGUACUUCUGGUGUUUGCAUUGAAAAAGAAAAUUUGAAGAUAGCCAUUGGAGCAAAUGAUACCAUGCCUCAAAUUAAUUUGGAAGAUUUGAGUAAUAUUAAACAACUGGAAGCUUUGUUUAGAGCACAGACAUUAAUGGCUUUAAUUUCUGGUCAUAGUUCUCCUUUUCAUCAGCGGCACUGUUUGAUGGCAUAUGCUUGUAUCAUCCGUAUCUGGCAGGUAUCAUUGUCAGCAUCAGGACCUAUUACAAAAGUAUUAUCAAAGUCUUCACAACUUACAGCUCCUCAGAAGGUACAGUCAAUAAUUGCUCCUAAAAAUGAGAAGGACAGACAGAAAAAGAAACAAGUUGAAGUUUCUGUUGUGAAAGAGAAACCUAAAGGGAAAGGAUCAGUUGAUACCUUACCUGCAAAUGUGGAAGAAUGGGCUUAUUAUGACUGUCCCAAAGAAAUCAGAGAUACUUUUAAACAGAAAACAAAUAGUUGCGGUAUUAACUGGGAUAAUUUCCCCAAACCUACUUGUACUUUGUAUUUUAUGGACCUUUUAUCUAAAGAACUACAGAGAAUUUUUUGCCCCCACUUGAUUCUUCCCAUCUUUCAGCUAGCUGAAGUUAUUGCUAAUGAAGUUGUGGAAUGUAGAAGUCUGUCUGAUCUCUAUCACCUUCGAAUUGCCGUGAUAUGUUCAGACCUAAAACUGAGUCAGGCAUCUUUGUAUCAUGAGGAAGCUGCUGGAGAAGCAUACAUUAGUGAAUUAGAACAAGCAAUGUGUAGGCAAGAGAUUGCACUGAAAAAAGGAAAAGAAGUACAUACUAAGACAGAAGAAAGAAAAACGUUUUUUGAAAAUGCUCAGCUGAAUGGUAGUAGGGUUGAGAAUAUCCCUACUUCAAGUGAAAAGGUUUUUGAGUUAAAUGUGGUAACAGGAAAAGGACUGAGUGCACUUUCUUUCCCUUACUUGUGGAUAGAAAAAGCUGAAGUACUAAUUCAGCUAGGCUUGUACCAACCAGCAAGACUUCUCCUUUCAGAGGCCCAUGCUGCAACUCAGGAAUUGAGGGCCCUGUAUGAUGUGUCAAGGUGCUUGUACUUAUUUGCUGUAUUGGCUAACCUGGAAAGAAACCACGGACAAGCUAAAGCAUUCCUUGAGAAAGCACAGCUUCUAGGAGGAAAUGAACAGUUUUGGUACAACAGUACUCUUAGUCUAAUAGAUGCAAUUCUAGAGGAAGAGGGGGAAGGAAAAUGGAGCAUGGCUUGUGAGAUACUGGAACACACUGUAAAUGUGCUCAGAUCUACUUUACUGAAGAGACCUAACAGACAGUCAGAGUUGGGUUUUAUAAUUGCAUCCCUUGAAGCCAGGAAAACACUUAUUCAGAUACAUUUUACCCAAGAUUGUAUGACAAUUAAUGCUGAGUCUUGUCAGUUGCCACAUAUGCUACAGGAAUCUUACAAUAAAUUAGUUCAAAUUGAGAAGGACUUCUUUCAUUAUGGGCAUAAAAACUGCAGUGCUGAGAUACUGCUAGAAUGUGCAAAUAUUCACAGGAUGAUUGCCAAGCAGGAAAGAAACGAGGAAGAAAAACGUAGUCACUAUCUGAAUGCUUAUAACUUAGCUCAGAGAGCAGUAUCCAAAACAGAGGAAGUGUUUCAUAAUGUUUGUAGCUUAUUUGCAGUUAAUGAGACUACAAAUAUUAGUAUCCCAUUAAUGAGGCAACUAGCUAACAGGAAAAUAAAUCUUGUAGAAAUUCUUUUGGAUAUUUUUCAUCUUGUUAUAACUGAGAAAAAACUUAAAGAAGUGGGAGAAGCAUCGUCUCAUAAAAUUGUGGAGGCAUUCAUCAGGGGAACUAUUGAAGAUGGUGCAACAGAACAGGAUUGGAAGCAUAUGGAAUGCACUGUGGGUCAUAUUACACUGGCUCAGUUAGCAAACAUACAGAAUCUUUGUAAAGGCUGUCCUGACAUCAAAUCCAAAUACCUAUAUCUCACUGGAAAAACUCUUCAUUUACUUGCCAUUAAUGUAGAUCCUGUACAUCCAGAGAUUUACUGGAAGCCAAAUGUUAUGGAAGAAGCUAAAUCAGACAUCGCAAAAACUUCCCUGACUUCAGCAGAAUGCAGUGAACAGGAAGUGAGAGACAGCAGUUUACUGACUAAUAAAUGUCAAUAUGAUAAGUAUAGGAGGAAAAUACAGGCAUUAAAGAAGGAACAUAGGUUGACUCAGAAAUAUCUUUCUCAAUCCAGUGAAGCUUUGCUACAGUGUAUGGGUAUUGCAUUCAGUCAUAAUAUUACUGAUGUACUGGCUCCUGCUAGUUUUGAAAUGGUCGAAUGCUUUCAACAAUUUGAUCCAGUUUCAACUAGCCAGUUUUUGGCACUUCAUCAGAGCUGUUCAGCGUCUAUGAUGAUGAAGAGUAUCCUUCUAACAGCUACAUCUAACACCAGCAGCUCUCAGCUGGCAGCAUUACUGCAUCUUCAGAAUCAUUUAAAACAAAACAGAAACACAAGUGAUCUUCUAAAAAAUGUGGAACAGCAACUGACUGCUACUUCAAUGGCAUGGAGAAAUCUCUGUAUUCCUGUUGAACAUUUUAAUAUAAUGGAUGAAUUGCCGUCUAAUUUCUACAUAAUUAUUCUUCAGCAUUCAGAAGACAGAUCAAAUUUGUACAGUUCAUUGAUUGAGAUGCCAAAAGUAAGUACUGCGCAGCAAAAAGGAAAACCCACUCAACCAAAGGUGCAAGCGAAAGUUUCUCGAUUUCCUGUGAAUCCUGAUACGUUUUGUAUUUUGUUGGAAAAAGUGCGUCUUUACAAGCAGCAAAAGAUGAAGAGUCAUCUUAAACAGACUGUCAUUCAAAACUUGCAAGAAUGUGUCUCCAAAACAGAUAUGACUCCAACAGAGAAAAUAGAUGAUAAUGGAUAUGAUUUGACAUCAGAUUUCUCUGAAAUAUUAGAAAUUAUGGAAGAAUAUCUGAAACCAGUGCUGUCACAGUUUGAUUUUUCUGAUACCAGAGAACAGAGCACAUCAGUUUCAGCAGCUGAAUCGGGAAAAAGAAAAUUGAAAGGUACACCUAUGGACUUAGGAUUGUGUGUGGUAUUACUAGGAGAUACAUUCUUUAUGGAAUUGCCUUUGGAAGCUCUGAGUAUCUUUAAAGGGGAAGGAAUUAGUUCUGUAUCCAGAGAUUUUUCUCUCCAGAUCCUCUACAAUCGAAUACAUCUGGCUGAGUCAGAGACUGAAGUUAAAACAGAUGUUGAAAUAUCUAAAGAAACAAAACCAAAAGCUCGUCAGAAAAAGAAUGUGAAAACGGCACCAAUUAAUAGUGAUUUACCCUGUAAUUGCUUGCCUGUUGAUACUAAUAAUUUUAAAUAUAUUGUGGACCCCUAUAAUGAAGGAAGACAGGCAGGAACUUUAAGUCCUUCUCAAAAAAUAAAGGAAAUCCUAGAAAAAUACCAUUACCUAUUUACACUACAGUGGGAAGGAAUUAUUGGCAACAUACGUGUUCCAAGCCAAGCUGAAUGGGAGCAGCUGCUGACAAACUGCAAUGCAUUUCUCUUCUAUGGAAUGGAGAGAUUCAUGUCUCAUAUUUUACUCAACAGACUGGUUGCUAUGAACAUCCCAAAAUGCCAUUUGGUGAUACUUCUAGAUCUGGUACGAUCAAAGCAGAGUUAUCAAAGAAUCACAAACUCUGGUAUCCACAAAAGUUAUCUACGGCUUGGUAUAGAGAGACCAACAGAGACAGCAAUGCUUCUAAGCCUUACUGGUGUUCGUUCUAUAAUAGCCAACCAGUGGUACACUACCUUGCAAGAGAAUGCAGAAAGGCUAGAAAUUUUGUCUGAGAAUUUGUUGAGCAUUGGAAGAACAACUGGGCAGACAGUCCAUAUUCUUCAAAAGAAUAAGAUUCACAGGGAAAGGGAUUCUAUUAAAAUGGAAGUGGAUGCUCACAGCUCUCCUAGAGACAAAGCAGAAGAACAGACCAUUCACACUUUCUCAAAUCUUCCUGCAACUCAUCCAUCAUUUUUUAAUUGUGUGCUAUAUGGUUUACCCAACAUAAUUAUUAUGUAAUUUGUGUCAGACUUUUUGUACUAAGAAUACCACUACACUGUGCGUAGGGCACCCUUUGCAUUUAAAAGUGUGGCAGAUACUUAUUUCUAUAUGGCCUAAGGAGAGGUGAGCUUAAGAAAAUGUAUGUUUUGCUGAUAGACUGAUUUCUGUUUCAGAUAUAAACAGUUUGAUAAGUGUCAGGAAAAUAUCAAAGAACAUUUAUUUUAGAGGUUUCAGUUAGUACUCUAAGGUUUUCUGAACUUGGUGAAUCCCAUAAAAGAAUUUGGUGAGUACCAACACAUCUUAAAGGAAAUUAGGCUAGUAUUUUUGGGCAUUGAUGCAUGAGUGGAAUUGGAAUGUAUCAUUGUCAGUACUUCCAUUUGGAAAAACUUUUCCUUGAUGUAUUUUAUUUUUACAUGGAAGAUUUAUCAGGAGAACAACUGAAAAAUUUACCAAGUCACCUUAUUCUGAGUGAAAUUAUUUUAAAUUUUUAUAUAUCGGUAGUUGUAGUUUAAUUUGGAAAAAAGGUAGUAUUACAUAAAAUGUUUAGUAAGUUUUGCUUUCUUUAUUUCCCUAUAGUUUUUCUGAAUAACAUGUGAAGAUAUAUUAAAUUAUUCCAAAAUCCCAAACAAGAUUAUUACGUGUAUAGAUUUUGUCACAUGCUGUUAAUCAGCAAUGCAUUUUUAAAAUACAUACUUUAAAACUUUAUUUGUAGUGAUAACAGUAGAAAUAAAUGUAAAAUAAUUUAGCACUUAUGGAAAAUACAAACCUUUGACCAUUAUUGCAACUAAAACCAUUUUAAGACUCUCUUUUUUUUUUCCAGUAAAAUGGUGAUGUCUGUUUCCUGUGAUACAUUUUUUGUGUUCCUGAUAGAGCAUUAAAAUGGCACUGAAAAGAUACUGUUCUUGGCUACCUACUGUGCUAUAGUUAAUUAGAACCUGGUAAGAGAUAUAGGGCUAUAUAGACAAUAAUUACAAAAUCAUGACAUGUAAAAUACUUUUUUUUAUGCACACAAUAGAAUAUAAAUUUGUGCUUCCUUCCCCCUUGCUCUCACAAUUUAAUUAGAUGACCUUAUAUGAACUGCAGCUGCUCUGCCAAACUGCAUUCCAUAACAUGCAUGAUUUUUAUUCCCUUUAUACAUAAUUUUCUUCUUCAUUUAGACACUGGACAUAUAUUUUUUAUGGCAUGUAUCUGGGCAUUUGGUAACAAUACAAAUUAAGUAACGAAGAGAUCAUAGACUGCACUUAAGUUAUCCAGCCUGAAAAUUAAGGAUUCAGUGUAAGGUAUUUUCAAGUCUCUGAACUUGCCAUGUUUCACCAGAUACUGGCAUGAGUCCCUUUCCCCAAGUUCUUGCAUUUAUUUGUUUGUUUAUUUUUAGGUCUUACCAGGUACCUUUUCAUUGCGUCACUAUUAUGCAGCUGCUUUUUUAAAAUCCCAUGCAUGGUAUUUGGGAAGCUCAAGUAUUUCUCAGUUUGAAGAAGCAAUUUCCCUUGAAUGAAGCAAAUGUCCACACUUGUUGUUCAGUAUAGCAAAUGUCCACUAUAUUGUUAAUUUAAUUAUUUCCUAGAUUAAUUUCCACAUCGUUCUCCCACACAUCCAUUGCUAUGAAAUUGUAUUUGCCAGCUGUUAAUGGCUUUUUUCCACCUGGAAUGCCAUCUUUCUAGUGCUGUCUCUUUUUCUGUAACAUAAAAGGCUUUGAAAAAUAGUGUAUUCAAUGGGAGUCAUGAAGCCUUCUCUGCCCUGCUACAUGACAGUGUUCAUGAAUUUGUAUUAACUUCCACUUUCUUGAGAUAAGAAAUUUCAUAAAUAGUAAAGUCCAGAAAAGUUUUGAUGCUUCGGAAAUUACAGUGUUGUUCUGUGAGAAUAACCCAGGGUAAAAACUGCAAGAUUGCAAAGGUUAGAAAAACCAUUGAUGUCCAGGUACAAUGGGCUUAUUCAAUAAUUUACUACUAUGGUUUUAUUUAUGAAACUGAUGGAAAUAACUUAAUCUACCAAAGUGGGUUUUCUCCCAAAAUAUUCCCAUUUGUAUUUGAUACUUUAGCUCUAACUACAUUGCAACAACCUCUGUCAGAAAGAUGAAUGAGUAUGACCAAAAAUUUCUUUACGGUCUGACAGCACUACUUGAUCAGAAAGCAUUGAUAAAGAGUAAUGGCCUUAUCCAGGAAACUUCAGACACGUAAGCUUUACUUGUUGAGAGUAAGAUAUUUGAAAUACUAAUCAGAGAAGCUGUGGCAGAAUACCUACAAGUGGGCAAUGUAUGCUGGGUAAGUAUAGUAAAAGUGGAUGGCAUGCAUAAUUACAUAAUAUGUCUGAUUGACAUUUCUGAGGCAUUAAAAAAUAAUUGAGUUACGGCCAUGAAGUGUAGUCAUAACCAAAUUGCCUGGGGUAUUAGGAGAGUAUUCUCUGUAUUACAGUGCUAAAUACCAGUCAGUAAAAUCAUUAAUAGUAGUAGGACUACAUGAGUAGAUGAUAAACUGGACUUCAGGUGACAGUGGAUAUGCAUUCAGUGACAUAUGAAGACAUCUAGUUCAUUCCUUCAGGAAUUAAUACUGGAAAUAAUAUCUUCUUUUCCAUUAUAUGUUUGUAGCAAUAUGCAGUGACAUGAUUGUACAAAAGUAAAGAGUCACUUCAGGAAAAGAUAUAUAGUAGAAUUUGGAAUGAUUUCAAAAGAAAAAGAGCAUAGACAAAUUAACAUAUUUUAUAUUUCUUUUAAAUUUACAAUGACAAUUUAACAAAGAAGAACCUGCUUCGUAUGCAGAGGAAGGAUUCAGCAGCUGAGCUGAUACAGUUUUAGUGUUCAGAAUGCUUAUCUUUUAAAGACAGUAAAUAUGAAUGGAACUCAGCAAAGAAAGGUUGAGAAGGAAUGCUGUAUAAAAUUUCUGUUUCAGAACCUGAUUUGAAUAAGCAACUAAAAGCUUAAAAUUUUCUGAUAGUCUUCAGAUUGUGAUUGAAAGUUUAGGCAGAAGGACUCCUCUGUGAAGACAACAUGAGUUUUAAUUAGGAAACAUAAAAAGACCCCACUUAAAUGGACUGUAAUAUGCCUAACAAGUCUUGGCAUUUAAGAAGCUGAAUAAGUCCUAAAUUUACAUCUUUGUCACACACACAAACAUUUCCUGCAAUUUAGAAGCUUUUGCAGAAAUGUAAUAGUUCUCACUUAAAAAUUUUAGAGUCAGCCAACUCUGUUCCAAGAAAUGGGACAUGACAGAUAGUUUAGGGCAUAUUUACCAGACCAAAUUGAAAUGUUUCAUUUAUUGUUGAGUCAUUUGACCAUCAGCUGAGAAUUAUAAGGCAGCGCCUACUCAGGUGGAGUCUAGAAUUAGGGGAGAGAGUGGGAGUGAAAAAACAAAAGAGAAAAAAUAGAGAGGUUCUCAGAUAUCUUCUCUGCUGAUGGAAUGAAAUCCAUGUCAGGUUUGAAACAGACUGUGCAAAGGUCUGGGUAAAUGUCAUCUCUGUUCAAGUCAAGGUUCAAAAUAAAAAAAAAAAACACCACCACCACCCCCCAAACAAAACAACAGCGAGGUGCUUUCAAAGCAAAUUAUGUGGACUAACAAUAGCAAGAUAUCUCCCCCCAGAGUGAGCCAACAGAUGGUGGCAAUGAAAACAAAAGAAAUCUGUGUGCACCACAGAAGGAGCAAAGAAGUGUAUGUUUAUCUUGUAGCAGCCUAAUAUAUGAGAUCCCCAAGAGGAUCCUUGGCUUCAAAUUAUUUGGAGAACUAAAUAGUAGCAUAGUCAUACAAGGUGCCAUACUGAAGGUCUUCAUUCUUUAACAUUGAAUAUGAAAUGAGUAGACCAAAAUUUCCAGCUGCAGGUACAAAAAUGGAAUUAAGACUGUUGAUUUCAUACAAGAUUUUGUACAGAAAGAGUACUCCCUAAGAACUGUGAUGGAAAUAGUAAUGAUGAAAUGCUGAUGUGAUUAUUUUAAACUAUUCAUUAAGUACAUACAAAUAGCAAAUUCAGGAUGGCAAGUCCUAAUAUUAAAAUUGUAUAAAUAGAAUCAUAGAAUCACAGAAUCGUUUGGGUUGGAAGAGACC
Molecule: messenger RNA, 14043 nt
Organism: Aquila chrysaetos chrysaetos
Lineage: Eukaryota; Metazoa; Chordata; Aves; Accipitriformes; Accipitridae
Gene: CFAP46
Product: cilia and flagella associated protein 46
Exons: 61
Coding region: 2141-10033 (2630 amino acids)
Biological process (GO): cilium movement involved in cell motility; axoneme assembly
Molecular function (GO): protein binding
Source: RefSeq, a predicted model, not a curated record